CACGCAACACAUGCGAACGCAAAACUCACACGCAUACACAAAUACAAACAAAGCGCGUGUAGAAAAUUUUUUUUCAACGUUCAUAAUUUUGUACGGAGCUGGGGAGCUGCUGGAGCUGCAAAUAAACAGUAAAAAUAUUUAAAGCAAUUGUUGAACAAAUAUUCACAACAAUACUCAAAAAUUGAGUGUUGAAUAUAAUUUUGUGUAUACGGAAAACAACACAAGAACAACAACAGAAGUAGCAGCAACAGCGGCAGCAGCAAUAGCAGCAGGAAGAAGAAGAAGCAGAAGCAGCAGAGUUAGCACCAUGUCCAGUCUGCCACGUCGCAUCAUCAAGGAAACGCAACGGCUGAUGCUGGAGCCAGUGCCCGGCAUCAAUGCUAUACCCGAUGAGAAUAAUGCACGCUAUUUCCAUGUAAUUGUCACCGGGCCGAAUGAUUCGCCCUUCGAGGGCGGCAUCUUCAAGCUGGAACUGUUUCUGCCCGAAGAUUAUCCGAUGUCGGCGCCCAAGGUGCGCUUCAUAACAAAGAUCUAUCAUCCGAAUAUCGAUCGCCUGGGCCGCAUCUGCUUGGACGUGCUGAAGGACAAAUGGAGUCCGGCCUUGCAGAUACGCACGAUUCUGCUGUCCAUUCAGGCGCUGCUCAGCGCACCCAAUCCGGAUGAUCCGCUGGCCAACGAUGUGGCCGAAUUGUGGAAGGUCAACGAGGCGGAGGCCAUACGCAACGCACGCGAAUGGACCCAGAAGUAUGCGGUCGAAGACUGAAGCGCAACUGACUGCGAGGGAGGGCGCAACGGGAUGGGACGGGACGGAACGCGGGGGGAAUGCGAACAAUGAACAAGACGAAGGAGGAGGAGCAGAAGAUGGCGCCGUUCUGGC
Molecule: messenger RNA, 877 nt
Organism: Drosophila hydei
Lineage: Eukaryota; Metazoa; Arthropoda; Insecta; Diptera; Drosophilidae
Gene: ben
Product: ubiquitin-conjugating enzyme E2 N
Exons: 2
Coding region: 308-763 (151 amino acids)
Source: RefSeq, a predicted model, not a curated record